Molecule: messenger RNA, 1304 nt
Organism: Cherax quadricarinatus
Lineage: Eukaryota; Metazoa; Arthropoda; Malacostraca; Decapoda; Parastacidae
Product: enoyl-CoA hydratase domain-containing protein 3, mitochondrial
Cellular component (GO): mitochondrion
Molecular function (GO): hydro-lyase activity
Source: RefSeq, a predicted model, not a curated record
GUGGGGGGUAGGGUGGUAAACAAGGAUCAGCUGAGGCAGGUGAAGCACGAUGCUUGCUGCUUCUCUUAGGUUGUCAACUUCUCUGAUUGGAAGUCCAAAAUGGGGCUUCAAGUGGUUCUCACAAGUGUCUGCACCAUAUUCUCUUCUUCAGGUCUCCCAGGAAAAUGGAGUUCGUCGCAUUACAUUGGCUGAUGCCAAAACAAGAAAUUCACUUUCUCUCCAAAUGCUGAAGGAGUUGCAGACUGCAAUAACUCCCAAAGAUCCUUCUUUGCGAUGUAUUGUACUUGGAGCACAGGGCAAAGUCUUCUCAGCUGGGCAUAAUCUCAAAGAACUGACACUGAAAGAAGGACGUAACUACCACCAGAAAGUUUUUGAUGCUUGCUCGGAACUUAUGCUAGCACUGCGAGAUCUACCAGUUCCUGUUGUUGCUACAGUGAAUGGUGUUGCUGCUGCUGCUGGAUGCCAGCUGGUUGCAUCUUGUGAUGUUGUUCUUGCUACACAAAAUUCUUCCUUUUCAACACCGGGUGGAAGUGUUGGUAUAUUCUGCUCUACUCCUGGUAUUCCAUUGGUGAGGUGUGUUCCUUGGAAGGUAUCUGCCCACAUGCUACUCACAGGAUUGCCCAUCACAGCAGAAGAAGCUUUACAUGCUGGUCUUGUCUCAAAAGUUGUCUUGGAGAAUGAAUUGGAGCAAGAGACACAGAGAAUAGUGGAUGCAAUCACUCGUAAAAGUAAAGCGGUGAUAUCCCUAGGAAAGAAAUUUAUGUAUAAACAAAUGGAGAUGGGAAUUGAGGAAGCAUACAGGGAAGGAAGCUGUGUGAUGGUCGACAACAUUAACCUGAAGGAUGGACAAGAAGGAAUAAGUAGUUUUAUAGAGAAACGGAAACCCAGAUGGUCUCAUUCUGAUGAAUAACCAUCGAAUGCAAGUGUGAUUAUUACUAUACAGUGGUACCUCGAGUUUCAAACAGAUCCCAACUUGAGCAAUUAUGUAAAUGUAUUUUUGCAAGUGCAUUUGUAAGUGUAUUUUUGGGGGUCUGAAACAGACUAAUCUAAUUUACAUUAUUCCUUAUGGGAACAAAUUCGUUCGGGAUCGGCACUCAGACAGCCUUCUGGAAUGAAUUAAGUUUGUAACUUGAGGUACCACAGUACUGUAAUCAAAACUAAGUGCUAAACCUACAAGGGUCAUACACCAUGUCUUUAUUUAAAAUUUUUAUGAGGUAAAGGAAUGCUGUGAAUACUGCCUGACUACACGUUGCAUUAUGAGAUGAAUAAGGCACAUUUUUAUUAUUAAUAAAUUCAAGAAUUUU